GAUGAUUGCCAAAGUUAUCCCGUCUAUUAAUUCUAGUGUCGAUUCAUCAACAACCAAUAUAAGCGUCUACUUCUAUUCUCCCGUUUAUUUGUCAACUGGCAACAUCACUAUCUAUAAAGCAUCUGAUCAAAAAAUUAGACAAACAGUUUCAGCAACCUCUGAGUUCUGUAAACUUAGUGAUAAUGGGAGUGUUGUUUAUAUAAAUAUCGUUAAUAGCACAUUUAAUGAGUAUGGUGAGAAAUAUUAUGUGAAAAUGGAUAAUAAUUUUGCCAAAGAUAAAUAUUAUAAUGAACCCUUAAGAGGAAUCGAAAGUGAUGUUUGGCUUAUUGAAUCAGUUUAUAGAGUGCCUCCUUCAGAAACUGCUGCUAAGGGUUUAGCAGUUCUCACUAUAGAUGCUUCCAAAAAAUUCUUGGCAUUAUCCAGAACCAAUCAAUCUGCAUACUUUGACAAACUAUUAGAUGAGCUUGUAUAUAAAAUACCAGUUAGGCGGGAGCGUUUGAGUUCAGAUGAGAAAUUCCAGAAUUUUGAUGAAUUUGGUCAAAUCGUCAUUUCAAUCCGUAUAGAUUUGCCAAUUAAUGAAAAUGAAAAUACUGUUCCGGGAGUAUUUUCAAAUUUAAAUAGUAUGAUUCUUCACAAAAACAUCACCAUUUUCUCCGCUGGUGUGACAAAUGAUUUAAACUCGACUCUUGGCUUUCGACCAGUAGAGAGUCUAUGGGAUCAAUUUAAAUCACAAAUAAUUGGUGCGAUUGCUAUUUACACUGUUUACAAUGGAAGAAUUAAGUAUUCUGACUUUAAAGAAUGGGUUAAUCGUAGGCGUGAAUUAGUAGCUGUGUUCAUUAUAUUAGCGGUAACUGAUCAUGAGUAUCUGACAAUUUUGAAAGAUGCGCCUAGAUUUAUUGAAGUAGCAAUUGAUUAUAAGUAUUUGACGAUUAUGAAAGAUGACCCUGAAUCCGAGAAAGCAAAAACUGAUUAUGAAUAUCUUAAGGUUUUGAAAGACGAGCUUAAAUCUGAUGAAAUCAAUCAAAUCAAAAAAAUUUAUAUGUUUAGGCAGAUAUUUAAGUUCGCAAUCAUAUACGGAGCUUUAUUUGACAUUUUUAGGAAUAUUCUGCAGAUUGUUAUUCAAGUGAGAAUUCAUUAUUAUAAUUUAUUU
Molecule: messenger RNA, 1150 nt
Organism: Dentiscutata heterogama
Lineage: Eukaryota; Fungi; Glomeromycota; Glomeromycetes; Diversisporales; Gigasporaceae
Source: the annotation of a GenBank genome assembly